AUGCCGCCGCUCAUCCACAUGCCUUCUCCCUCUCUCCCUCCCCCCUUCUUCCCUUAUCCGUCUUCUUUCCCCCUCUUCCUCGCCCAUGAGAAAGUGUUUGAGACGAACUACACUCACAAUCUCUCUGCCGCCGCCGCCCCACUGGUUUUCCCCAUCCUCUCCCCAUUCUGUCCCGUUUCCCCUCUCUCCUCCCCCGUUCUGUUCCGCCUUCUUUUCCCCCCUCGCCCAUCAGAUAAUAAAAUGUUUGAGGCCAACUACAGUCGCAAGCUCUCGUCGCUGAAGCACCGUCUGGUUACCAUCUCGCCAGACCUCGCCGCGUCCGCCGCCGCCGCCUCCGCGCUGCCGUCCCCGCCCGCGCUGCUGCAGGGCUUCCUGUACUGGCGCUGGGCGUUCGAGAGCCCGCACGAGGUGAAGGUGCUGGUGCGCAAGAUGCUGGGCGAGGAGAACACCCCCCAGGGCCACCUGCGCCUCAUUCUCGUGCCCAUCGUGUACAACGCUAUGGCGCUCAAGGAGAACCUCCGAAAGGUGAAUCUCACCACUCUCAACCUACUCGCAACCUCGUUCUGCCCCUCUCAACCUCGCUCUACCACUCGUAAUGCUAUUCUCGUGCCCAUCGUGUACAACGCCAUGGCGCUUAAAGAGAACCUCAGAAAGGUGAAUAUCGCCCAUUCUCGCCCACUCUCGCCCACUCUCGCCCGCUCUCACCCACUCUCACCCACUCUCACCCACUCUCACCCACUCUCGCCCACUCUCGCCCGCUCUCACCCGCUCUCACCCACUCUCACCCACUCUCACCCACUCUCACCCACUCUCACCCACUCUCGUCCACUCUCGCCCUCUCUCACCCACUCUCAUCCAAUAUCACGUGCAUCCGUGCCUUACUGCCACCCUCACCCCCACCUUCCUCUUCGCCUGCCCGCCCCCCUCGCCCCUCUCCUCUUGUCCCGCCCCUCACCCUCUCGCCAGACGCCUUUCUUUGCCAAGCUAGAGGCGGCUCUGCACGUCUCCUCUUACUGGCAGCUGCUCAAGCCGCAAGACCGAUCCUUCAAGCAACGAUCAACGAUGGGUAACAACUCUUUCGCCUCCUCCCCCUUCUUUCUCUCCAGCAGCAGCACCACCGCGCACGCCCUCCCCCUCCCCUCUCCCCUCUUUCCUUCCUCAGCAGGAGGAGCAAAAGAUGCUGCAGAGAUCAAGUCCCAUCCACCACCAUCAUCUCACUUCUACCCUCCAAGCAUUGAACCUGCUGCUGCUGCUGCUUCUGCUGCCGCUGCUGCUUCUGUGGUUGCUGCUGCUGCACCCGCUGCUCUGUUCGGUGUUAACCUGACUGCCUCCGCUCGUGCCUUUGCGGCUGCUGCCGGUGCUGCUGCUGAUGGCAGUGGCAGCAUCAACGACGCUGCUGCUUAUAAAGAUGCAGCUUCGAACGGGGUUGCUGCUGCUGCUGCUGCUGCUGCUGCUGGUGGUGCUUCUUAUGAUGUAGCUGCCUCUAACGCUUCAGCAGCAGCUGGCCUGAACUUCUCUGCGUUUCCUGCAUUUCCCCCAGACCCUGCUGUUCGUCCCACUCCUCUGAAGCUCUUGUGUGGCACUGACACGGCUAAAGCAACCACUACACCUGCUGCUGCUGCCACUGCCGCCAGUUCUGCUGCUGUUGGUGCACCUGCUGCAGCAAACCAUCUAAGCAUGGGUUACAUCGGAGAGAAUGGCACAGGGGUGCAACUCCAGGCGAGCGAUGCGAGGCAAGGCUUCAGAGGCAGUGAGAACUUCAAUGUGUUCCAUCAGCCAACCCGCAGUAAUAAUGAGUGUGCUACUAACGAGUAUGAGAGGGCCGCUGGCCUUCAGGCAUGCAGUGCAGGUGCAGCGGGCAGCAGAGGGGUGUUUGCUGGUGGGAUAAGCGGCCAGCAUUGGGAGUCGGGGGAUAGAGUAGCAAGCAGGGAUAUUGAUCUGGGGAAGAGUUUGGGGUCGCGUUAUGGAAGGCCUCAGAAUGAGGCUUCAAGGUGGAGUUAUGAGAAGGGGAGGGAGGAGAGAGAGGAAAAGGGGGAGGCGGAGAGAGGGCGAAGGGAGGAGGGGAGGACGGAUGGGGGAAGAGGGGGAGGUGUGAAUGGGCAGUUGGAGGGGCGGUUAUGGGGCAGGGACCAGCAUUUUGAAAGAGGGAAUGGGGGAGUAAGAGAUUGGUGUGGCGGGGGUGGGGGAGAGAAAGGAGGGCGACAAUACAUGGAUAUGAACGAGGGAGGUGAGGAGGGAUUGUGGAAGGAACCAGGAACGAAGCAUGAAAUAGUAAGGGGGGAAAGUUUGCACCAACAGGGUUUACGGGAGGGGGGUUUGCUGCGACAGGAUUUGCCGAAAGAGAAAGGGCAGCAAGGGCACAGAAAGGAGUCGUCUGAACAGCAGGGUGAGGAUGUUUCCUGGAAGAAGCAGGUGGAGGUGCUACAACAGCAGCUGAUGGCUUAUGAGCAACGGCACCAGAUGAUGAUGCAACAGCAACAGCAGCAACAGCAGGAGCAACAGCAACAGCAACAACAGCAACAGCAGCAACAGCAGCAACAGCAGCAACAGCAGCAGCGACAGCAGCAGCAGCAGCAGCAGCAGCAGCAGCAGCAGCAGCAGCAGCAGCAGCAGCAGCAGCAGCAGCAGCAGCAGCAGCAGCAACGAGAGGAACAGCACCGGCAGCGGCAGCAGCAGCACGAGCAGCAACAGCUCCAGCAGGACCAGCAGCAACAUCAGCACGAACAGAUGAGUCAAAACGGUUUGGAAUACGACAGGGCAGAGGGAGGCAAAGUGAUGCAAGGCAGACCACCCUCCCCUUGCUGCUUUCUGACAUUAUGA
Closterium sp. Naga37s-1 is the source of this 2820-nucleotide messenger RNA. Lineage: Eukaryota; Viridiplantae; Streptophyta; Zygnematophyceae; Desmidiales; Closteriaceae. The record is from the annotation of a GenBank genome assembly.